Messenger RNA from Zingiber officinale, 576 nucleotides. RefSeq lists its product as uncharacterized. Gene Ontology annotation, cellular component: chloroplast. Gene Ontology annotation, molecular function: double-stranded DNA binding. The record is from RefSeq and is a predicted model, not a curated record. The transcript has a single exon. Lineage: Eukaryota; Viridiplantae; Streptophyta; Magnoliopsida; Zingiberales; Zingiberaceae. Gene Ontology annotation, biological process: chloroplast organization; regulation of DNA-templated transcription. The coding region runs from base 1 to 576 and encodes 191 amino acids.
AUGAAGAGACUACUAUACUUCACCCUCUUCUGCAAAACCGUGCCUUCCGCUCGUUCUCCUCGCUCCCACGAUGCUGCAGUCCUCUUUGCCAUCUUACCUUACUCGGCCUCGGCCACCGCCGCUGGCGCCGCAUCCACCACUGGGAAGCACAUGUUCAUGGCUCAAUACCUCGUCGACUCAUGUGGCUUCGACCAGGAGAAGGCCACCAAGGCCUCGAAGCUUCUCAAGAGCAUCCAAACCUGGCAGCAGCCCGACUCCGUCCUUGCUUUCCUCAGAAGUUACGGCUUCGAUGACGCAUCGGUAAAAAAGAUCCUACAUUGCUCCCCCAAAUGUCUUCUUUUGGACGUAGCGAAGAUACUUGCCCCAAAGUUCCGAUCUUUCGAAGGUCUGGGUUUCUCUCCAUCCGAUAUCGUUCACCUCGUCCGAUCAAAUUCCAUCACAACCAAAAUCGAACACGAACGCACUGUGCCUAAGAUCGAAUUUUGGCAAGACCUUCUCGGGUCUAAGGAUGCGCUGGUGAAGCUGUUCAAGAGUAACAAUUGGGUUCUUGGGUACAGUUCAAGACCCAAUUUUUAG